Molecule: messenger RNA, 883 nt
Organism: Fulmarus glacialis (Northern fulmar)
Lineage: Eukaryota; Metazoa; Chordata; Aves; Procellariiformes; Procellariidae
Product: NAD(P) transhydrogenase, mitochondrial-like
Exons: 3
Coding region: 28-384 (118 amino acids)
Biological process (GO): NADPH regeneration
Cellular component (GO): mitochondrial inner membrane
Molecular function (GO): NAD binding; NADP binding
Source: RefSeq, a predicted model, not a curated record
UUUGGUAUUCACCCUGUGGCUGGCCGUAUGCCUGGUCAGCUGAACGUACUCCUAGCAGAAGCUGGUGUUCCCUAUGAUAUUGUACUGGAAAUGGAUGAGAUCAAUGAAGACUUCCCAGAAACUGACUUGGUCCUUGUAAUUGGUGCAAAUGAUACAGUUAAUUCAGCAGCUCAGGAAGAUCCGAACUCUAUCAUAGCUGGAAUGCCAGUUCUUGAGGUCUGGAAGUCCAAACAGGUCAUUGUAAUGAAGAGAUCCUUGGGAGUCGGUUAUGCAGCGGUGGACAAUCCAAUCUUCUACAAACCCAAUACUGCCAUGUUGUUGGGAGAUGCCAAGAAGACUUGUGAUGCCCUGCAGGCCAAAGUCAGGGAAUCGUAUCAAAGCUAGACACUGAUUUAUGUUCUACUCAUGAUUGCGACUACAGUUUUGUCACAGAGGUCAUGGAAAACGAGUUAGAGGAAUCUCUUACUGUCAUAAUGCAGCUGGCAUUUGGAGAAGACUGCAUUGACUCCUAGGAGACGUAGUUCAGUCAGGAAAUGUAGGCUUUUAUGAAAGGAUGGGCACAUUAGCCCUUCAAACUAAAACUAAAUCUCCCAUGAGGCAAUGCAUUAAAGAAUGAAAAUGUGCUUUUUAAGGUUAACAUUGAGUUGUUAGAAGGAGGAACUAGUAACUCAUGGUCAUCUUUAAGUAGUUACUGGCUUCCUCUUCCUAACUGUCUGUACUUCUGUCAUGGAAAUUCACUAAAAAAUACUGUGCCAAAAUUGUAUUCUGUCUUAUCAUCAAAGCUGUUCUUUGGCCAGUAUGGACAAAACAACUAUUUAUUUCAUCAAAACUUAAAGCAAAAUUACAAACAGAUGCAAAUAGAUGCUUACAUGAUUUGAGAUUC